Asterias rubens (European starfish) is the source of this 3129-nucleotide messenger RNA. RefSeq lists its product as uncharacterized. Gene Ontology annotation, biological process: cytokine-mediated signaling pathway. The record is from RefSeq and is a predicted model, not a curated record. The transcript has 11 exons. Gene Ontology annotation, molecular function: cytokine receptor activity; cytokine binding. NCBI's taxonomy places the organism in Eukaryota, Metazoa, Echinodermata, Asteroidea, Forcipulatida, Asteriidae. Gene Ontology annotation, cellular component: external side of plasma membrane; signaling receptor complex. The coding region runs from base 69 to 2867 and encodes 932 amino acids.
CAGGUGUAUUAUACUCUAUAGUAAUACAAUGAUAAAUCACAACAUAUAUCGUCCAAAAUGACAGGACAAUGGUUGCCCAUGGAGGAAGGGAAAUUGCCACAAUAUAUAUCAUUUAUAGAUGUCUUCUUAUCCUACCAACAUUGGCAAAUAUAUUGCUGCAUACAGAUGAAGAGGUUUCCAUUGUAGGUAGUACAGUGAGACUUAACUGCAGUCUGGAAGCGCUCAACCAGACUCAUUUCUCACCAAUCAAUAUAACCUGGUACCGCAAUGAAACCGCUCUGGUUGGAGUCAGGACUCCAACAAUCCUUCUCGGUGCGACAUCCUCAACUCUAGUCCUCCGUGAUGUUCAGUUUAAUGACAGCGGUACUUAUUCUUGCUCCUUGACCGAGGCUCAGACAUCUGCAAGGAUCGAAAUCAAUGUUGGCUUACCCCCAGAACCAGCCACUGCUUUAAAGUGUUCCAGUAGUAACUUUGAUAACUCCAUAUGCACAUGGAAUAGAGGAGGCCAACACAGUAACCUUCUUACUGAGGACAGUGUUGAGCGAGUUACGGAUGAUAGUCCAAGGGAAUCAGAGUGGAAGGUGUGUACAGAAAACAUUAAGGGUGUGUCGACCACACAGUCCAUCUGCAAUCAAACCACAUGUUAUGUUGUAUGCUAUAUGCAAGGAAUGGGUGCCAGAUAUCGAGUCAAUUCUAAAAAUCUUCUCGGGACAAACUACUCUGGAGACGUCCACUUCAAUAUUGAUCAAGAGACAAUACCGAAUCCGCCAUCAGACAUCAAGGUCCAGCAUGAGUCAGCUACUUCACUUCUAAUAACAUGGACACCAGACCCAGGAGUAGCUACACCAAGUCGUCAACACCUCGUGACCUACAUUGUGAAGUACCGUUGGGAAGGGGAGGAGAAGUGGUCAAAAAAAGAGGCUCUUGAAAAGAAUGAGGUUUUGCUGACCGGGUUGAGUAAUCCUUAUGGCCUCUACUUCGUCAAAGUCAAGUGUUCUUCUUAUUUUCCAUCAAAAAAAGGUGGUAAAUAUUCUAGAGUGGUCGCUGGACGAACAUCGGAAGAAGCGCCUGUUGAUGCUCCAAGGAAUUUUAGCUGUGUUUCUGAAAUCCUGGAAAGAACCGACAGAAGAAGUAUUCACUUAUCUUGGGAGUUGUUGACGGAUAAAUUCAAGAGGAAUGGAGAAAUCACUGAUCUGAUUAUCCGAGUCAGGCAAAUGGUUAAUACGAGUGCUCCAGCAGAGGUUAGGAUUGUGGGACCAAAUGUGACCAGCUAUACACUAGAAGAUAUGAAAUUAGAGGAAAAGUAUGAAAUCACUUUGCGAUUACGUAACUCAGUGAGACAAUCAGGGAAUUACAGCCUUUGCACCACUGAGCCGAUUCCAUCAGGUGAUUUGUCCGUGUUCCUCACUGUUGCAUGUGUGGGCAGUAUUUGUCUGUUUGCAGCCAUCUUUUGGACGGGUUUUAAGUUCUACAAGAAGGUUAUGAACGGCAUUCCAAAUUUUCAACUUCCACCACAUCUUGGGAAUAGCAACUUGUACUUUUCGGCAAGAAGUCCUCAUCGGACAUUGACACAAGAAAAAGAAGUUUACGAUGAACUACUCACAGGCGAUAGUCUAUUUGUUGAUCUCCCAUCUGAGAAGACACCCUUUGACAGCCCAGGGGUUAGUCCAGGACCUAACAAUAAUUUAGCCUUCUCGGUCACAUUUGAUAAUGGAAAUACACCCCAAGAGAAUGUAGAAAGUUUCCCUCGGGGCAAAGUUGAUGAACUAGACAUCCCUUUUUCAUCGUUACCGCCUACGGAGAGAGAAGCACACCGAAGUAGACAUUGGUCCUCCGAGACUUGCACCUCAUCUCUGAACAGUCCCAUCAGCGUUGGGAGCGGGGGGAGCUACUUCGUCUUGCGUGAAUCCGAUUCCACCAGCUACUGCGUCCUUGCUAAGGAUGGCUUCUCUCCAGCAAAGGAGAACAAUCGACAGGAUCAGGACCUCUCUGAUGUAGGGGCGUCUGGGGGUUUGACACCUUGCUUGGACCUGGAGACUGAUUCAGAUGGAGAAGUUUCAAUCUUAGGGUUUGAGUCUAAGAAGAAAAGCGGCAAGUUUGGUUCACCGGAACGGAUUCUGUACACACGGAAGCAUGUUCUACCUACCUUGACUGAUUCUGAAGUAAGUAAGCACAGGUCACUUAGAGCUUCCACCGAUUGUCCGAUGAAAUCCAGAGACACUGCGGGGCUCUUCGGCUUGGAUGAAGUUACUGAAGAGCAGGAGACUGAGAGCAUUGGAUCGAUCCUGGAAAAUGACGACGAUACAAAAGAAAAUGGCAGCGGUGAAAACGGAGAUGAAGCCGAGAUUGAUUUAGGACUGGCUGGCACACCCGAGAAGCUACAAGAUAUAAACAAAGAUGCUGUUCUCAACAUUCCACCAGAGAAAGUACAAGAUGAAAACAAGGAUGUGGAUAUUAAGAUUCCGACCAAGAAGGUACAAGAACCGAAUGAAGACGAUGGUGUCAAGAUUCCGUCAGAGAAUGCGCAAAUCUCUGUGGAUGAAGAGGGUGGGGGAGCAAGCGCUGGACAAGUCGUAGAGAAUGCAUCAUUGCGCCACACUGACCAACCUGACUUCGUUUUAAAUUAUAUCACCGUCUGUAAAGAUGAUGACGGAAGCAAUGAGGAAGAUAUUGAUGACGAGGAAGUGAAGGCAGAAAUCGGAGAAGACGAAAUGACGAUCACAACGGGGAGUUCCUCUAACCACAUGUAUCCCGGUUCUAGUAAUGGGACGUACAUUGAUCAAGUGCAGCUGGCAAACAUCUCUCCAGUAUCAUCACCGACUCACUUAAACCAUCAUGACUUUAAAAAUUCCACUGUCAGUUUUUAAAUUUUUUCUAAGAAGAAAGAAGUGGCACUUUUUACUUUUAAGCUGUUAUUUUCUUUACUUUUGAAUUUAUGUGGUACGUAGACAACAUUUCUCAGUGCGGUAUCUUGCCUGCCAAGAAAGACCCUGGAUUUCAAGGGUUAUCUUUUGUUAAACUAUUUCUGUGACGUCACUCUACUGUUGAAAGUGUAGAUUAUUUUUACGAAUCGACACUUUCGUUACGAAUAUACACGUAAGUCUAUAGUUGAGUGUAGUUAAGUGAAUA